UGGUUCAUUUUGUAUUCAAAUUCACGCUUUUUACCCUUAAAUUCUUUUUUAUCUUCAAUUUAGUAAUUUCAUAACUUUUUACUGCCACUCCUUGAUGGAAGUUUUUGCGGUGUCUCUUGGUGACGCCGUCGUCUCUGCUUUGGUUAGUUCGGUGGUAGAUGUUAUCUCCUCCUCUCUUUUUAUGAAAUAUGCUGACAAAGAUAAAAUUUCAUCAGAGCUCAAGAAAUGGCAGAAGCUGCUGCUCAACAUCAAUGCUUCGCUUGAAGAUGCUGAAGAAAAGCAAACCAGGAGCGGCUCAGUGAAGCUGUGGCUCAGCGAUUUAAGAGAUAUUGCUUACGAUGCUGAGGAUAUCAUCGACGAGCUGACCUUUGAAUCUUUUCGCCACCAAAUAAUGGAAGACACGGACUCCUUUCUAUCCACCUACAACGUGAGGAGACGUAUUUCUUUUUAUAUGAAAGUAAGGAGAUAUAUUUCGACUUGCUGUUUGAGUUUUAAUCCUUCAACUGUUAAGUUUAGUACCAAAUUGGAAUCUAGAUUAAAGAGUCUUACUACUAGACUGGAAGAGGCUGUUGCAGUGAAGAAUGGUUUGGCUUUAGUUGAGAAUGAUAGAGGGAGGUAUGAAAGGAUGAAAGAGAGAUUAAGAUCUAGUUCCCUUGUUGACGAGUCUCAUGUCUACGGUAGAGAAAGAGAUAGAGAGGCAAUUCUUGAUUUGCUGAUGAACGAUAGUGAUGAUGGUGUUGGUGAUAUUGGUGUGGUUUCCGUUGUGGGUAUGGCAGGGGUGGGCAAAACCACUCUGGCUCAGUUAGUGUACAAUGAUGCCAAAGUUGAAAGCUUUUUUGAUUUGAGAGUCUGGGUUUGUGUGUCUGAGGAAUUUGAUGUUGUUAAGGUGACAGCCACAGUUCUUCAGGCUGUUAGUAUGGAGGGUUGCAAUUUAAAGGAUCUAAACUUACUCCAAGUUAGCCUAAAGGAGAAGCUGUUUGGGAAGAAAAUUUUAGUUGUUUUAGAUGAUGUUUGGAAUGAGAACUACGAGCAAUGGGAAGUUCUUCGUAUGCCCUUCAUUGCGGCAGAAGCUGGAAGUAGAAUACUUGUGACAACUCGAAAUGAACGUGUUGCAUCCAUCAUGACUACUUGCGGGACUUAUCGUUUGAAAGAAUUGACAAAUGAUGAUUGUCUCUCAUUGUUUACCUGGCAUGCCUUUGGGACUUUGGAUUUUGAAGGACACCCGAGCUUAAGCGGAAUUGGUGAGGAAAUAGCAAGGAAGUGCAAAGGGUUGCCGUUGGCUGCCAAGACCCUCGGAGGACUCUUGCGUACUAAAGGGAACCAUCAAGAAGAAUGGGAAGAUGUUUUAAAGAGCAAGAUAUGGGACUUGCCAGAAGAAAGAAGCAGCAUCCUUCCAGCUCUAAGAUUGAGCUACCAUUACCUUCCUUUCCAUUUGAAGCGCUGUUUUUCUUAUUGUGCUUUAUUCCCAAAGGAUUAUGAAUUUGAGAAGGAUGAGUUGGUGUUGUUGUGGAUGGCAGAGGGUUUUUUGCAACAGACAACAAGAGAGAAGCAAAUGAAGGAUAUAGGAACCGAGUAUUUUCGUGAUUUGCAGUCAAGAUCUUUUUUCCAACAGUCAACUAGUGACAGAGCUCGUUAUGUGAUGCAUGAUCUCAUAAAUGACCUAGCUCAGUAUGUUUCCAGAGAAACCUGCUUUAAUUCUGAUGGAGACAAAUUAUAUGCAAGAGUUGAAAAGCUUCGCCAUUUUUCAUUCCUUCGUCACCAGUAUGACAUUUCAAAAAGAUUUGAAAAUUUGCAUCAAAUGGAAAGUUUAAGAACUUUCAUGGCAUUACCAAUACAUACAUCACCUUGGGCAGCAAGUUCUUAUUUAAGUAACAAUGUUUUACAGGAGUUGUUGCCAAGGUUAGUGCGUUUAAGAGUUCUGAGUCUGAGCGGUUAUUGCAUUGAAGAGCUACCGCAUCAAAUUGGUGGUUUGAUUCAUCUACGAUACUUUAAUUUAUCUUACACCAGAAUUAAAUCAUUGCCUGAUUCUGUGGGUUCUCUUUUCAGCAUGCAGACAUUGAUACUGUAUGGGUGCAAGAACCUUGUUAAACUUCCUCAGGCUAUUGAGAACCUGAUUAAUCUUCAUGUUCUUGAUCUUACUGAUACUGAGAAUUUGACAGAGAUGCCUAUGCAUUUAGGUAAUCUGAAAAAUCUACAGAUUUUGUCCAAAUUCUUUGUGCAGAAGGACAGGAGGCCUAACUUCAUAGAUUUGAAGAGCUUGCUACAUUUGCGAAAGGAGAUUUCUAUUCGUGGGCUGGAAAAUGUGGUUGGUACUCAGGAUGCUGGGGAGUACAUUCUGAAGGAUAAGCAGGGGAUUGACAGCUUAGAUAUGCAAUGGAGUCCAGACUUCCUUGAUGUUGAUGCACUGCCUGUUUUCAGCAUGCUACAACCUCAUGAAAAUCUUAAAAAAAUUAGAGUUGCGUUUUAUGGUGGUACACAAUUUCCAUCCUGGUUUGGUGGUUCUUCACUGGCUAAUAUUGUGGAUAUAAACCUCUCUAAUUGUAGAAAUAUUACGUCCCUUCCAGCACUCGGCGGACUACCAUCACUGAAGAAGUUGUCAAUAGAAGGCAUGGAUGGAGUCAAAGAAUUGCGUUUUAAGCCUUUCCCAGUUUUGGAAGUUCUACAGUUUCAAAAUAUGUUGAAAUGGGAAUAUUGGUAUCAUUCUUACGAAGAUGGAGAAUUCCCAAGUCUGCAUGAGCUAGUGAUUCAUAAUUGUCCAAACUUGAAUCAGAAAUUACCCAGAUACCUGCCUUCUCUAGUGAAGCUUAUAGUCAAAGGCUGCCCAAACCUGGUUGAUUCAGUUUUGAACCUCCCAUCUCUUCAUGAACUAAAUAUUGAAGAUAGCAAAAAAAUGGUUCCAGUGAGCCUGGUUGGCGUUACUUCUCUAGUUACAGUGAAAAUCAGGGGUCUGCCAUACCUUAAAUGCUUUCCAGAUGGGUUUCAACAGUUUCCAGGAGCACCGAAGCAUCUUCUCAUUUCCUUUCUCAAGUCUCUUGAGCGAUUACAUAUCGAAUCAUGCCCAAAGCUCGUAUCCUUUUCGGAGACAGGUUUCUCAUCCACACUUAGGCAUCUGCAGCUCAGAGAUUGUCCUGUGCUUACAAACCUGCCCAUUUGGAUAAUGAGUCAAUUUACCAGCUGUCUUCUUGAAGAUUUGGAAAUUGAAGAAUGUCCUUCUCUCACACGCUUUCCAAGUGGGCGUUUACCUCCUACCUUAAAAAGGUUAAAACUCCAAGAUUGCGCAAGUCUAUGUUCUCUACCUGAGGGAUUGAUGCAGGCUGAUAACAACAAAUAUGCUUCUUAUCUUGAGCAUUUGGAGAUCAUUGGUUGUCCAUCACUCAAAACCUUCCCAGAAGGUAAAUUACCAACUAGCCUUAAAGUGCUUAGGAUUUGGGAUUGCUGGCAGCUGAAGCCCCUUUUAGAUAGGAUGUUGCCAGAUAAUGCGUCGCUUGAAUACGUGGAUAUUUUGAAGUAUUCAAAUCUAAAAAGCUUGCCAGAGUCUCUACAGAAUCUCAUGUGUCUGGUAGAAUUAAAUAUAAACAGUUGCAAAGAUCUGGAAUGCUUCCCAGAGAUAGGUUUGCCACUUCCCAACCUGCGAACAUUAAAUAUCUGCAGUUGUGACAAACUCAAGUCUUUACCUGAUCAGAUGCUAUAUCUCACUUCCCUUCAAUAUUUAACAAUUUGUGAUUGUCCACGUCUUUCUUUUCCUAGAGAGGGUUUGCCUCCUAAUCUAUUAUCACUUGAGAUUUGGUAUUGUAAAGAACUCAAGGAUCCAGUCUCAAAAUGGAACCUACACACAUUAACCUCUCUUCGAGAGUUCAGCAUUGCUGGUGGACCAGAUAUGGUUUCCUUUCCACAUGAGUGCCUGCUUCCCCCUACUCUAGUUUCAAUAUAUAUGGCAAGUCUCAAUAAUCUCAAAUCCCUAACUGUGAGCCUUCAAAAUCUACUCUCUCUUGAAGAGCUAGAGGUUGUCGAGUGUCCUAAGCUUCGAAAGUUGCCAAGGGAAGGGUUGCCUGCAACACUUGGAAGACUUUGUAUUAGGAACUGUUCACUUCUGGAAAACCGAUGUUCAAGAGAUAAAGGAGAAUAUUGGCCGUUGAUAGCCCACAUCCCUUGUAUUGAUAUAGUUGCUACAGAUAUUUAGUGUGGGCUUUGGCAGAUCAGUUUGAGUUUUCUACGGGAGAAGUGAGAACUGCAUAGGGAUGCCAUCCCCUCCUUUUCCUUGGAGAGAAAUGGAUAAGAAUCUUGUUACACCAACAAAGGUUCCAAUCAUUGGUGCAGUUAGCUGAGGUAAAUAUAUUGCUGAGUCAUAUUCCUGACUAAUCUGCCAAUGACAAGUGGUUGUGAUCUUGCUCAUUAUUUAAGCCGUUGAUGCAUUUGAGUCAGGAGAAUGUUAGGCUGCUGAUGCAUUUGCAUUGUUUGGACCCACAGCUGAGAAAAGUCAACUAGGCUCUCUGUUCCUUGACUGUAUAUGGGUUUGAUUGAUGGCAGUACGCUUGUUGAUGAGCGCAAAGAUUUUGGAGGUAACCAGGAGAAACCUUGUUUCACAUCUCUAAAGAAACUGCAGUUGAAUCAUGUCUAACUUGGGGCCUUUGCUGAUAGUUGUGUACUCCAUUGUAUAAUUUAGAACUACUAUCUGUGUGUGUAUAACUAAUGCACCAUUUGAUGGUGCUCUUGCUUUCUUCUCGGGGAAAGCCACUGCAAACUAGAACAGUGGAUAUGAGAAAAGAAGAGAAGCUAAUGUAUAGUGAAAGAAACGCUUCCAUUUCCGUGUUCAAGCUGUGAUGGAUUAUUUUAGCAACUAUUUUUGAAA
Messenger RNA from Gossypium raimondii (Peruvian cotton), 4849 nucleotides. Its product is annotated as putative disease resistance RPP13-like protein 1. The transcript is spliced from 3 exons. Bases 95 to 4180 code for a protein of 1361 amino acids. The record is from RefSeq and is a predicted model, not a curated record. NCBI's taxonomy places the organism in Eukaryota, Viridiplantae, Streptophyta, Magnoliopsida, Malvales, Malvaceae. Gene Ontology annotation, biological process: defense response to other organism. Gene Ontology annotation, molecular function: ADP binding.